AUGAUCACGAAGGUCAAAAAGCUCAACCCGGCCACGACGGCCGUGCUCGUCUGCGACAUCCAGGAGCGGUUCCGCGACGUCAUCAUGGGCUUCGAGAGCCUCGUGAAGUGCAGCGGCUUCGUCGUCAAGUCGGCCGGUGAGCUGGGCAUGCCCGUCGUCGUCACGGAGCAAUACCCCAAGGCCUUCAAGAAGACGGUGCCCGAGAUCGCGUCGCUGCUCGACCCGGCCGGCGGCAACGUCUUCGAGAAGACGCUCUUCUCCAUGUGCACCGACGAGGUCAAGGCGCACCUGAAGAAGCUCGGCUGCACGUCGGCGAUCCUCUGCGGCCUCGAGACCCACGUCUGCGUGCUCCAGACGACGCUCGACCUCCUCGAGCUCGGCAUCGACGUCCACGUCUGCGCGGACGCGGUCUCGUCGCAGCGCGACUUCGACCGCACCGUCGCGCUGGCCCGCCUCGCGAGCUCCGGCGCCGUCGUCUCCACGUCCGAGUCCCUCGUCUUCCAGCUCCUCGGCAACAGCAGGCACCCCAACUUCAAGGCCAUCGCGCCCUUCGUCAAGGAGAACGCGGACGCGUCCAAGACCUCGGACCUCCAGCACCUCUAG
Aureococcus anophagefferens is the source of this 603-nucleotide messenger RNA. RefSeq lists its product as hypothetical. The coding region runs from base 1 to 603 and encodes 200 amino acids. The record is from RefSeq and is a predicted model, not a curated record. NCBI's taxonomy places the organism in Eukaryota, Pelagophyceae, Pelagomonadales, Pelagomonadaceae. The transcript has a single exon.